Ostertagia ostertagi is the source of this 1032-nucleotide messenger RNA. Lineage: Eukaryota; Metazoa; Nematoda; Chromadorea; Rhabditida; Trichostrongylidae. The record is from the annotation of a GenBank genome assembly.
UGUACCCUAAGCGUUGCAAAUCUGCGAGACGUGCCCAAACAGAUAGCAUCCUUGUUCAGGGAAGGCAAAAUUGUCUCACCUGAAGACGCUGAAAACGAGCUCACAAAGCUCCUUACAUCAGAGGGCGACGCAAUACUCCUGGCGCUAGAUCCCUUGAGCGAAACAGCUGCGAGGGUCAAGGAAAUUGGCGUCCGAAACACAGUGAGGAGCUAUCCCCUAUUUUUGAUCAGGCAGAACAUGACGAUCAUUGCAUGCGCACGCUUUCGAAAUUGUUACGCGUCCAGUCCACAGAGUCAAGAGACACACCAAGUGGUGGCUAGAACACAAAUACCAUGUUUUGGUAAAAAGAUACUGCCAGCUAGAACACCACUAACCUUCAACAAUUUCGACAAUAGAGAGACGUGCAUAUUGCAGGGCACUUCGACUACGGCGCAAAGUGAAGCGCAGUCGACUCCAAUGGAGACAGAACAUGGCGAAAAUGAACACGACAGAUUUCGCGAGGCUUUCCGCCUACUCAAUGCUAAAGACCAUACGACAGAAGCUGGACUACCGCCAAUCGAAUUCGAUGCAGUGAAUGCGGCCAAAGGUAGGCUUUUGUCACAGCAAGACGAUUCGCCUGAGUUCGCUCGCCUCAAACGGUGGCAAGCUGCCAUGGCACUUCCGGAGGUCAAGAACAUUAGUGACCCAGACGGGAAAGGUUUUACCGAGUUUGUGAUGUCCUUUUCAAUGAAGUACGGUAGAAUAGGUCUUCCGGACGAUAUCCUCAUUCAUUUAAUGAGCGAAAAAUUGGAAGGGCACCCAAAAGCGGUCAUGAAAACGCUCCCGGAAGAGACUAGGAAAGGCAAAUUUGCGGACUUUGUUGUCGCACUAAAUACGAAGUUCGCUGAAAACACUUCGGCUAGGCGAAUGGAAUCGCAUGUGAAACUGAAACAGUUGAAGAUGGCCAGAUCAGUCACGGAGUACUGUGUACAACUCGAAAGCCUACGCGCGCAGCGAAUCCCCAGGCUUCCGAAACCGAUCUGUCCAUGGUGA